AUGGAGCCCACUCGCACCCACCUCGUCCAGGUCCCCGGCGUCCACCUCGCGCACCUCGAGUCCAACUCUCCGUCAUCGCCGCAGCUCGAGCUCGUCGGCACCCUCAACCUGUACCUGUGCCGCGCCCAGGGCAGCAGUGAGCGCUCGCCAUCGCCUGCUCGCCGUGUCCCCCCUCCCCCGCCUGUCCGCCCAGCCGACAAGGCGCCUCUCUCGACAACGACUCUCGCACCUCCACCUCGCGCGACGUCAGCCUCGCCCUCGUCCUCGAGCCCGCCCGCCUACUCGAGCGCGAGCGCAGAGUGGCUCGUCGUCACCCUGACGCUGCCCGGUGACGCCGCGCCGUGCUUCGACAUGCCCCUGUCGCUCGUCGACCCGGCGCGCGACAUCGUCGCCGUCCCUCCCGCCGCGUACGACCUCCCCAACAACGUCGGCCAGGACCCGGCAGCAGUCUCGGCGUCGUCGAAGGGGCCGCAGCAGCACGGGCGCAUCCGCCUCUCGCUCGCGCGCGACACGGACCCGUCGACCCGCGAGCAGUUCGAGGCGACCCUGUUCGGCCUGUACCGCGGCGCGUCGACGUCGGCUCCAGGGUCGGGCACCGUGACGCCCGUCCAGACCGAGCCCAACGCGCUGUACCUCGUCGACGAGUCGUCCGGGCGCGUCCUCGGGCAGCUCGACCCGGCGGCGGCGGGCGGGCUCGCGCUCGAGGAGGACGCGGCGCUCGCGCAGGGGCGCACCGACGACCGGCCCGGGUCGACGGCGAGCCAGGGCGCCAAGGUCAACGACGUCGGCGCCCACGAGGCCGUCGUCAUCUCGCCGGCCGCGGCGGCGUCGGGUCCGGGCGGCGCCCUCGUCGGCUCGAGCCAGACGCUGUCGGUCAAGCCCGCGUCGGCCUACUUUGCGCCGGCGCACAACCCGAACGGGAGCAAGAUCAUCUCGGUCGCCAACACGGUCUCGCACGGCAUCAUCGUCGGGUCCAACCUCCUUUCGAAGCAGUUCGAGUCGUCGGCGGGCAAGUACGUCGCGAGCCGGCCGGCGACCGACAAGCCGCUCGUGUUCAAGCAGACGACCAAGGGCGCGUUCGAGCGCACGAGCGGCUGGACCGAGACGGCGAGCGUGUACAGCGGCAAGGCGGCGGGCGCGGUCGGCAAGGCGGCCGGGUUCCUCGGCGACAGGAUCGGCAAGGCGGCGGGCCUCCAGCAGGGAGGGACCGCAUCCGGGUGGAAGGGCACGCUCGCGGCGACGCUCACGGCCGUCAACACGGUUGCCGACCACCUCGAAGCCGGCGGCAAGACGCUCCUCGACUCGGGCUCAAAGUCGGCGAGCCAGGUCAUCCACCACAAGUACGGCGCCGAGGCCCGCGGUGUCGCCGACGACGUCGGCUCGAGCGUCAAGCACGUCGCCCUCGUGUACGUCGACGCACGCGGUGUGACGCGCAAAGCGCUCCUCAAGGGCAUCGGCAAGGGCGCCAUCAAGGCGCAGCUGUCGGACGGGAGCCAGGUGUACCUCUCGGGCGACGGCGACGAGCUCAAGCAGCUCGAGGCGGCAGCGGCUGAAGGACAGGGGCGGAUCGAGGGCGCGGCAGGUGCAGGUGCGGCGCCGGGUGGGAGCAGGGUGGACGCGAUCGAGCCGGCGCCGGCGUACGAGGCGCGAUACGGCGACAAGCAGGUCCGAGGCGAGAAGCGGUAGAGCGGGCUCGCAGAACUGUAGCACUCUCGCGCUCACUGUAUUACUCGAUUCAGUCACGAGGAGA
Rhodotorula graminis WP1 is the source of this 1750-nucleotide messenger RNA. RefSeq lists its product as uncharacterized. The record is from RefSeq and is a predicted model, not a curated record. Bases 1 to 1686 code for a protein of 561 amino acids. Gene Ontology annotation, biological process: cell division. The transcript has 4 exons. Lineage: Eukaryota; Fungi; Basidiomycota; Microbotryomycetes; Sporidiobolales; Sporidiobolaceae. Gene Ontology annotation, cellular component: plasma membrane.